This is a messenger RNA of Penicillium roqueforti, 1125 nucleotides long. RefSeq lists its product as uncharacterized. The record is from RefSeq and is a predicted model, not a curated record. The transcript has 3 exons. Gene Ontology annotation, molecular function: metallopeptidase activity. Lineage: Eukaryota; Fungi; Ascomycota; Eurotiomycetes; Eurotiales; Aspergillaceae. Bases 1 to 1125 code for a protein of 374 amino acids.
AUGCAGCUCAAGCCAAUUGUCGUGUGCGGGCUGCUUUCCGCGGCGUCCCUUGCUGCGGGCCAGACAAUCGGCUCAUUGUUCAAAGUCAAUCUCGAUAACGAUGAAGCAGGUGGCUGUAGCGAAAGAUCGACAUUGCUCGCGCAGUAUUUGCAAGAAAGCAAAGACCUAGCUACCGCCGGAUUGCAGGCCAUCACGCAUGCGCAGGAUUCCUCUGCUGCCCAGCACGAUGUCGCCAAGCGAUACCUCCGGGCGUACUUUGGUGUUGGAGAGAAUGAUGCGACAGCGCUUGCGCUUAUCAAAGGUUCUCUACAGAAAGUGUCCAACUUCCUCUCGGGAACGACACUUGAUAACACACCACGCUUGUACUGCAACGACAACUGGCUCAAGAAGCGUGCACGGACAGACAUUGCCCGGGACAUAGAAGGCAACGACAUCUGGACAAUGGACGACAAUGGGCAACAGCAUCUCCUCGCGAUCGAAAACUGCGAUCAGUACAGGCACCUUUUCUGGGACUAUGACGAGGACCAGAUGAUUUGGAUCAAGAACGAGCGAAUCCCUUACUGGUCCGCCGACCUGGGCCAGUACCUCGUAGACGAUGACUAUGAUGGGCAAACCUUCUGCACCGUGGCGCGCGGUGCCAACAUGGGCACCACGCAGCAUAUGACCACGCCGCCCACGAUCACCUUGUGUCAAGGGUCCUUUAGCGAGCCGGGAUAUAGCGUGAAGCUUGGGUCCAAGAGUCCUCUUGUCGGGCAGAGGGGAGGGAGGAAACUGACGGACGUCCUUCCGCGCAGCGCAACGCUCUACCAUGAAUUGUUUCACCUGGUUCUGGGCAAUGAUCCCACCCCUGACGUUACGUACCUUUGGGUCCGUCAGCAACUACUGCUUGAGAACCCCGACGAAAUCAUAACUGAAGCCUACAAGGAUAAGUACGAUGAAAUCGAAAUUUUGCCAACCAGUAUAUAUGGGAUGACCAGGGCGGAUGCCAUUCGGCACAACCCCGAGUCAUACGUGUUCUUCAGUGUGGGAUAUUGGUAUUUCAUGCAGACCACGUGGUCGAAUGGAGACAAUUCACAACGGUGGAGCUUUCACUCUGGGGUGUCGCAGAUGGUGCAGAUCCCCUGA